GAUUAAUUAGAUAUUAAUCAUCUCAUAAAUAAGUGUUUUUACCCCUUAAUUUUUUAUUAUCCUCAUGGAACCUUUUCUAGAAGGCAAGACUAUUUUCAUUACUGGUGCCACCGGAUUUCUUGCAAAGAUUCUCGUAGAGAAGAUACUUCGAAUUCAACCAAAUGUGAGAAAAUUAUUUCUUCUAGUAAGAGCUUCAGACACAAAAUCUGCCAGAAAACGUUUUAAUGAAGAGGUUAUGCAGACUGAAUUGUUUAGUGUUCUAAGAGAAAAAAUAGGUGCAAAUAACCUAAAUUCUCUUAUAAAAGAGAAAGUAUUUCCAAUUGUUGGUGACAUUUCAUUAGAGGAUUUUGGAAUUGAAAAUUCAGAGAUGUUUAAAGAAAUUGACAUAAUUAUAAACUCAGCAGCAACUACUAGAUUUGAUGAGAGAUAUGAUAUUGCAAUGAAUAUUAAUGUUCUAGGUGCCUUCAAUGUCCUCAAGUUUGCUAAAAAAUGUGCAAAUGUGAAAAUUCUUGUCCAUGUAUCCACUGCAUAUGUUUGUGGGGAAGGUGAAGGAGUAAUACCAGAAAAAUCAUUUGCUUUGGGAGAAACACUCAACAAAAACACAAAAUUAGAGAUUGAUGUGGAGAGGAAAGUGAUAGAGGAAAAACUCAAAGAACUUGAAGAUCAAAACUUGACUACAAAGGAAGUGACAAUAGCCAUGAGAGAUCUAGGCAUUCAAAGGGCAAAUUUGCAUGGGUGGCCAAACACAUAUUCCUUCACAAAGGCAAUGGGAGAAAUGCUUUUAGGACACUAUAAGGAAGAUCUACGACUUGUUAUAAUACGUCCAACGAUUAUUACUAGCACUUAUAAAGAGCCAUUUCCGGGAUGGAUUGAAGGAGUGAAAACUGUGGAUUCAUUUAUUUUAGGAUAUGGUAAAGGAGUACUGAAUUUUUGCUUUGGUGACCCAAAUACAAUACUUGACAUGAUUCCAGGUGAUAUGGUGGUGAACUCAAUACUUUCCUCAAUUAUAACACAUAUUGGAAAUGAUCAACAUUAUCCUUCUCAAGAAUUAAUAUAUCAUAUAAGUUCUUCGAAAAUAAAUCCCAUAAAAUCUUUAGAUAUUCAAUCGUUUUUAUUUCAUUACUUCACAAAAAAUCCAUGGAUGAACAAAAAUGGAAACAUCAUCAAAGUGGGGAAGGCUACACUAUUUAGUAGCAUGGAUAGCUUUCAAAAAUACAUCUCAACCUAUUAUUGGCCAUUAUUAAAGGUUUUAGAGUUGGCAAAUGUAUUAUUAUGGCAUCGUUUAGACAAAACCUAUAAGGAUUUGAAAAGGAAGAUUGAUAUGGCUAUACGUUUAUCUGAACUAUACAAACCUUACUUGCUUUUCCAUGGAAGCUUUGAUGAUGCUAAUACUGAGAAAUUGAGAAUGGCAAUGAAAGAACACAAGAUGGAUGAUGUGCUCAACUUUGAUCCAAGUUGCAUUAAUUGGGAAGAUUAUUUCAUGAACACUCACCUUCCUGGUGCUGUUAAUCACAUUUUCUAGGGAUUAAUUUUAUAUUC
Solanum verrucosum is the source of this 1539-nucleotide messenger RNA. Its product is annotated as fatty acyl-CoA reductase 1-like. The transcript is spliced from 10 exons. Lineage: Eukaryota; Viridiplantae; Streptophyta; Magnoliopsida; Solanales; Solanaceae. The record is from RefSeq and is a predicted model, not a curated record. Bases 65 to 1522 code for a protein of 485 amino acids. Gene Ontology annotation, cellular component: intracellular membrane-bounded organelle. Gene Ontology annotation, biological process: long-chain fatty-acyl-CoA metabolic process; suberin biosynthetic process. Gene Ontology annotation, molecular function: alcohol-forming very long-chain fatty acyl-CoA reductase (NADP+) activity.